CUGGUGAUUCAUAUCUACUCAUUUAUUUGUUCAAUUUGGAUUCUAGGAGCCUCAUGGCGAACUGAUGACUGCACUUCAUGCGAAUGUACCACUGAGGCAAAAGUGAUCUGCUAUCGACAACAAUGCGAUGAGGACAUUGCAUGCAGUGGGAAGCCGCUAACGAUCAAAGGACGUUGCUGUCCCGUCUGCGAAGAUGCACUUUCGGCCGCAGUUUGCUCUUUUGAUGCAUCCGUCUAUAGUGUGGGCGAAGAAUGGCGUCAAGACACAUGUACAAAUUGUUCUUGUCAGCCAGGUGGUCGCACCGUAUGUCGCCAACUAGUGUGUCCACAGUGUGUUGAGCCUGUACCGAUAGAGGGGCAUUGUUGCCCACUUUGUAAAGGUAAAUUUUACCAGAGAAUAGCCUAUACAGACCAAGGCUGGGCAGCGUUCGAAGGAAGUGGCACCUCACUAGCUCCACCAGCGCCGCAUUCCAAUUCAUUACCAUGGAUCGGACUCUGUCUUAUGUCCCUAGCUAUCGUUGGACUCAUUGUUGUGCUGCUUAUUCUCUACAAGAGAAGUCGUGGCGAGACAAAGAGCCAGAAACAAUUGCGUCAGAAGAAUGCCAGCUGA
Molecule: messenger RNA, 609 nt
Organism: Strongylus vulgaris
Lineage: Eukaryota; Metazoa; Nematoda; Chromadorea; Rhabditida; Strongylidae
Source: the annotation of a GenBank genome assembly